Messenger RNA from Lecanosticta acicola, 1957 nucleotides. The record is from the annotation of a GenBank genome assembly. NCBI's taxonomy places the organism in Eukaryota, Fungi, Ascomycota, Dothideomycetes, Mycosphaerellales, Mycosphaerellaceae.
AUGGGUGUCUUCGAUAACUUCAGGCCCAACGAGAAGACCGCCGACAUCGAGGUCUACACUGAUAACGCUGAUGUCGCGCAUGGCGUUGUCUCCGAGAACAAGGACGACCUCCAGAGAAGACUCGGAAAUAGGCAGAUCCAACUGCUGGCUAUUGGAGGUUCCAUUGGUACUGCGCUCUUCGUCAGUAUCGGAAGCGGUCUCCACCAUGCUGGCCCAGCUGGUCUUUUCCUCGCAUAUACCAUCUACAGCUGCAUGCUUGCCUUAGUCAACAAUUGCAUUGCUGAAAUGACAACUAUGAUGCCCGUCUCUGGAGGGUUUAUCCGUCUUGCUGGCGAAUGGGUCGACGAUGCGUUCGGUUUCAUGGCUGGAUGGUGAGUGGGUGGCGCAGCUCAGCACAGGGAAUACCGUAGCUAACCUCAUUCUCCUAGGAACUUCUUCCUCUACGAAGCUCUCCUCAUUCCAUUCGAAAUCACAGCCUUGUGUGAAGUCCUGAAGUUCUGGAGAGACGACAUCCCAUACGCAGCCGUCAUCGCUGUCGCCAUUGUCCUCUACGCGUGAGCCUCCCCGUGCGACUUUCCUUGACUCCAGAACACCACUGCCCAGAAGCAACUCCCCAGACACAGCCGAGUCCACCGCGUACAUCCUCCUUGAAAAUGAGCAGUAUAUGUCGUUUUGGGGUUGAAGCUGACCGAAAAAUAGGUUGCUCAAUGUUCUCGCUGUCAAGGCGUACGGUGAGGCCGAGUUUUGGCUAAGUGGCGGAAAGGUGCUCCUCAUAUUUUUGCUGUUCACCUUCACCUUUGUCACCAUGUGCGGUGGAAACCCGAAGCACGAUGCGUAAGUACUUCUCAUCACUGAAUUUUGACCGCGCCCCUUGCUGACUUGUGACUGCAGUUACGGCUUCCGCUACUGGAACAACCCAGGCGCUUUCGCCGAAUACUUGAGCACUGGUUCUCUCGGAAAGUUCGAGGGUUUCCUGGCCGGGCUUUGGUCUGCCUCGUUCACCGUCGUCGGUCCUGAGUACAUCUCCAUGGUCGCUGCCGAGGCGAAGCGCCCACGUAUCUACAUCAAGAACGCCUUCAAGACGGUUUACUGGAGAUUCGGUAUCUUCUUUAUCAUUGGUUCGCUCGCAGUCGGAGUACUCAUUCCAUACAACGACAAGACCUUGACCGCCAUCCUCUCCGGUGAUGCAAGCGGCUCAGGAACUGCUGCUGCCUCUCCAUAUGUUAUUGCUAUGCAGAACUUGGGAGUCAACGGCCUGCCACACUUUGUCAACGCACUACUGGUUACAUCCAUCUUCUCCGCUGGCAAUACAUACACUUACUGUGCUACUCGUUCGCUUUACGGUCUGGCUUUGGAGGGUCGUGCACCAAAGUUCCUGCGAUACUGCACCAGGCAGGGUGUUCCGCUCGCCUGCUUCUGCAUCGUUAUGUGCUUCCCGUGCUUGGCGUUCCUCCAGCUUGGAAGCGGCUCCGCUCAGGUUCUUACCUGGUUGAUCAACCUGGUCACCGCCGGUGGAAUUAUCAACUACAUCGUCAUGACCACCACCUACAUAUUUUUCUAUAGAGCCUGCAAGGCUCAGGGUCUCGACCGCAAGACUCUUCCAUACACCGGAUGGUUCCAGCCAUACUCCGCUUACAUUGGUCUGGUGUGGAUGAUUGUUAUCGUCUUCUGCUACGGCUACUCCUCAUUCAAGCCGUGGUCCGUCGACGAUUUCUUCACCUACUACACCAUGCUGAUCCUUGCCCCGAUCCUUUUCUUGGGUUGGAAGCUGAUCAUGCGCACCAAGCUCGUCAAGCCGACCGAGGCCGACCUUGUUUGGGAGCGACCUGUUGUGGACACCUACGAGGAGUCCUUCAUCGACCCACCAGUUGGCUUCUGGAAGGAAAUGUUGCAGCUUGUAGGCAUUGGUCGCAAGAAGGGUGGUAAUGACAAGAGGAUGAACAGUGUAUCUGCAUAG